AUGAUCAAGGAAACGAGCAAUGAAAAUCGACUGCAAGUAUAUUAUAAUAUAAUGGUAUAUACCAGAAAUAUCAACCGAGGAGCUAUCUGAAUAAACUAAAGCAAUCUAAAAAUGUUUUUUUGCGGAGGAAAAUAAAGAGCCUACAGCGUAGCAUAUUUACAGAUAACCCUAAUACGAAUAACGCUACUGCAGCAGUUGCAGUAAUAAGUGAACGGUAAAUAUCGUUAUGAUUCAAUCAUCAGAGAUGAUGAUGGAGAUGCAAUCGGUGGAAAAAUAAUCUCCGAUUAGUCAUUGUUGUCCAUCUGGCAGACGAGACGGCUACGGUAUGAGGUUUCGACGAUCCGCUGUACAUUUUGUGAACCGUAAAAAAAUAAAUCCUAAGGGUACACAUACAAUUUAAGGGUUGAAAUGUCAAGACGACGGCUUAUUAAAAAAAAAAAACCGACAUAAAUAUAGCGCGUAUACUGUUGAAAACAAUUCGUAAAUUCAUUUUUUAAUAUUAUAAUAUUACUUUGUACAUAGAUUUUUUUUUUUUCUGAAAAAUGUUUUAUCGUUUUACAGAUUGGAAACGACCCGGCAAAAUACGCGUUGCUCGGUGCUGCAGCACAAUUAGGCGGAAUCGUCAGGGCCACCAUAAGUCUAACAGUGGUUUUUAUUGAAGCCACGGGGAAUUUACAAUUUUUAUUGCCACUCAUGGUCACUUUGUUUACGGCGAAAUGGACCGGUGAUUUUUUCACAGAUGUAAAUAUUUUUAAUAAAAAUGAUCUUUAUUUACUAGUUGCACGAAAUACAAUACCUACAUUACACUUGUGUACAAUUUGCAAGCACUUCUGUUUGGCCAAACAAUUUAAUCAAUACAAAUUACGAAGAAAAUUUCUUUAUAAUCAAAAUUGUCAAAAAGUGAACAGUUAAAUUUCUUAUUCUUAUUCAAUAAUACAUGAAACGAAUUUGUAACAAUACGAAUAUUGCACAGCAAGUUUCGGUUAACAAUACAAAGUGCUUCGAAAUUCCAGAUCUUGUCCUAAAUAUUAUGUGUGUGCAUAUUUUUCGUGUUAUAAAACAUUAUAAUCUAUUGCAAAUGCAUAAUAUUAUAUAGGUAGUUGGAUAAAUAGUAGUUGGAUUAAAACAGAAACAUUUAUAAUGUGUAUAUUGUACAUACAUUUAUUAUUUUUAAUAAAAUUAAUAUUUAUUUAACUAAUACAAUACAAUUUUGAAAAUCUUCUAAUGACAUAGAUACUAAACAAUAUUAUCAAAUCGAUUUUAUUUGCAUUCAAGGGAAUAUACGAAAUGCAGAUUAAACUGUCCGGCGUACCUUUGUUGGCGAGCGAACCGCCAUCUCUAACCAGUGACAUAACGACAGAAGAUUUUAUGAGCGAUACGGUUUGCGUGUUGCCACAAAUAUUAAUGGUCGGGAAAUUAGUGGAUACGUUGAACACGACCAAACAUAAUGGUUUUCCUGUAGUAGCAUCGAAAGUUUGCUUCUGUCGAGUAAAUAAUAUUAUAAUAAUUUGAAUAUUAAAGGAUUUAUCAAGUUUCAUAGGUUCACCUACCUACUUGUUUGUUAAUAAUACAAUAAUAACGUGACCCAAAACAUUGUGUGUUCGCAGACAAAGACUCAAGAGCAUAAAUGUUACGGAUUAUUAAAGGGAUUUAUUCUCCGGUCUCAGUUGAAUGUCAUACUCAAACACAAUUUAUAUCUGACCCCUUUGCAUGACGAAAACUAUUGUACGAAAUUGGACCUUAUUAGAAAGUCUACGUACACUUGUCAUGACAGUCGAUUGUUUCAGGUACGUGUUUUUAUGAACUAUGUAUAUAUUUAUUUUAAAUUUAAAUAUCUGAUAGCUAAUAAUAAUUAAUAUUUUAUAUGAACGUUUUAGAGGUUAAAUAUCGAAGAAGACGAAAGAACCAUCGUUAUCGAUCUACGGCCAUACAUGGAUCCAGCACCGUAUAUCGUUAGAUUGGUUAGUACAAUUAUACAGUAA
Messenger RNA from Cinara cedri, 1982 nucleotides. Lineage: Eukaryota; Metazoa; Arthropoda; Insecta; Hemiptera; Aphididae. The record is from the annotation of a GenBank genome assembly.